This is a messenger RNA of Aureobasidium subglaciale EXF-2481, 1560 nucleotides long. RefSeq lists its product as uncharacterized. The transcript has 3 exons. Lineage: Eukaryota; Fungi; Ascomycota; Dothideomycetes; Dothideales; Saccotheciaceae. The coding region runs from base 1 to 1560 and encodes 519 amino acids. The record is from RefSeq and is a predicted model, not a curated record.
AUGGAUUCCACUGCUUCUCUGAAUCGCUUACUGGCGGUGUUGACUGAUCAUGAUAUCGGUCUGGGUUAUAAUGAUCUGGCAUGGCUGUUCGAAUCUCCUCAGACCAAGGAUGCCAUGAUUUCCUGGGUCCAUGAAUAUCUAGGAUCGGCCACUCUUCUCAGCCCGGAAGAGCUUGACAUGCAUGCAUAUAUCUCACAGUCGAACUAUGACACUCCUUCUGCUGAUGGCAUGCCACAACCUAUGCAAGAGUAUGAUUUCGAAGCUGCCAUCAACUCAUUGGAAGCUAGCACCGCUGCAAUAAAGAAGCAGACUACUAUCUUGGGAGCUCAAAGAGAUGCCCUUGUGAAACUGCAAACACUCAAUCGAGAGCCCGACUCCAUCGUCUCCGAGAACGAAGAGAAACGAUCAAGUCAGGCACGUACCAAAGCUCAACUGGACCUUGAGACGACCGAGCUUACAGAUGGGAUUCAACAACGCGUAAACGCAACCAGACGACAUGCAGACUCGAGCCUCAACAUGCUGAAGACGUCCUCUCAACGUCAACUCGAUAAAGAUAAUCGUCUGCUUGACGGACUGCAGAAAGUCAUGUUCAAAAUCGCCCCUCUGGAACCCAGCGAAAAGCAGUUUCCUGACUUCAAUACUCUUUCCCGUGCUCUAAUCAAGCUAGAGAGCAAGGUCGUCAAAGAUCGAACGAACAAUACAUAUUUGGAGACUUUGGAAAGCCUUGCCCACGAGACAGAUGGCUUUGAACAUCAAAGUAAUGCACAGGCAGCACAAGAAACGUAUGGAUUGGCCGAAGAACUCGAAAGCCUGAUUACAGAGGUGGACUCGGUACUCGAGAUGACCAUUAGUAGGCGCUACCGUGCGCCCAUCGUCAAUGCUUUGAAACUAUGCGACGCGCAAGCCCAACUCGAACAACAGAGCUGGCUAGAAUAUGUCGUGAGGACGUUAGAUGAGCUAGCGCAUAAAACCGAGGACCUGGCCGCUUGUACUCAGGACGCUUUGGCUUACACAUCAGCACUCAGCCACGUCUCAGACGCACUGGUCGAAACACUUCCGCCACCAACACAGCCGCCAUCCAGACUGGAUAGAAAACAGUCUGUUAGAAGUCACUCACCCAGAAAGGUUGCGAAUUCGAUAUUGUAUCGUCAAGGAGCCAAAAAUCCAGCUCUUGAGAUUCUCGGAUAUCAUGGCAUCCGCAUCCCUGCUGAGUCUGGUACGGACAGUGAGACCGUGUCUCACGCCCUCGAACUGGCGGUGCUAGAACGACAAUCACGUCUGCAAGACUUGCAAAGAUCCACUGAACACUCUGUCGCAGCCCAGGUGGCUGAGUCGGUCAUCUUGGCAGAUGGAGAAUUACAAAACUUGGUUGGAGCACUGUACGCCCAUUCGCCUUACGCCACCGUGAAUCUGGUCGACAGCAAGAUGAACGGGAGACUGGAACACCUGGAUCGUGAUAUUGAGAGCUUGGGUGAUGGUAUCAAGAGGCUUGACGUCAACCGAUUGGCCGAGGCUGAGCAGACCAGAUUAUCAGACGCUCUCGGCCAGUCAACUAGCUGA